AUGGCGCCCCCAAGGAACGUGGUGAAGAUCGCCGUUCAGAAGUCUGACGCCAUCCCACAGCUUAUCCAGCUAGACCAGGCAAAGCCCCUGGCCACUGUGCUGAAGGAGGUGUGUGAUGUGUGGAACGUGACUGACUCCGAGCGCUAUGCCCUGAAGUUUGCUGAUGGGCACAAGAGAUUCAUCACAGAGAAUAACCGCACGGAGAUCAAGAAUGGAAGCAUCCUGUGCCUCAGCACUGCCCCAGACCUGGAGGCCCAGCAGCUGCUGGGUGGGUUGCAGAGUACAAGUCGUGAAGGGUGCUAUCAAGCCCUGAAAAACCUGGUCCUGCUGGCCUCAGACAUGACCUUUGCCCAGGAGGUCAUCAGCCGUGAUGGGCUUCAGAGACUAAGCGCCAUCAUUGAAAAUGGGGAUGACCUAGGGGAGAUGCUGGCCCUUGGUCUAAGGGCUUUCUUGGAGCUCAUGGAACACGGCGUGGUGUCCUGGGAGACACUCAGCAUCCCCUUUGUCAGGAAGGUGGUAUCUUAUGUGAACAUGAACCUGAUGGAUGCCUCUGUGCAGCCCUUAGCCCUCAGGCUGCUGGAGAGUGUGACUUUGAGCAGCCCUGCCCUGGGCCAGCUGGUGAAGAGUGAGGUGCCACUGGAUAGGCUGCUGGUGCACCUGCAGGUAAUGAACCAGCAGCUGCAAACCAAGGCUAUGGCUUUGCUGACAGCCCUGCUGCAGGGGGCCAGCCCUGCUGAACGGAAGCAUAUGCUUGACUACCUAUGGCAGAGGAAUCUUCGCCAGUUCAUCUACAAGAAUAUCAUCCACAGUGCGGCUCCCAUGGGCGAUGAGAUGGCUCACCACUUGUAUGUGCUGCAGGCUCUUACACUGGGGUUGCUGGAGCCACGGAUGCGGACACCACUUGACCCCUACAGCCAGGAACAGCGGGAGCAGCUGCAGGCCCUGCGCCAGGCAGCCUUUGAACCAGAGGGGGAGUCCUUGGGCACAGGACUGAGUGCUGAUCGCCGCCGUUCUCUCUGUGUCCGAGAGUUCCGAAAGCUAGGCUUCUCUAACAGCAAUCCAGCCCAGGACCUGGAGCGUGUGCCCCCAGGCCUGCUGGCCCUGGACAACAUGCUCUACUUCUCCAGGCAUGCGCCCAGUGCAUACAGUCGGUUCGUGUUGGAGAACAGUAGCCGAGAGGACAAGCAUGAGUGCCCCUUUGCCCAGAGCAGCAUCCAGCUGACAGUGUUGCUGUGUGAGCUGCUCCAUGUUGGGGAGCCUUGCUCCGAGACAGCCCAGGACUUCUCACCCAUGUUCUUCAGCCAAGACCAUAGUUUCCAUGAGCUCUUCUGUGUGGCUAUCCAGCUGCUGAAUAAGACCUGGAAGGAAAUGCGGGCAACACGGGAGGAUUUUGACAAGGUAAUGCAGGUGGUUCGGGAGCAGCUAGCCCGGACGCUGGCUCUGAAGCCCACCUCUCUGGAGCUCUUCCGAACCAAAGUGAAUGCUCUCACCUAUGGGGAAGUGUUGAGGCUGCGACAGACAGAACGGCUGCACCAGGAGGGCACUCUGGCCCCUCCUAUACUGGAGUUGCGGGAGAAGUUGAAGCCAGAGCUCAUGGGCCUGAUCCGCCAGCAGCGUUUGCUCCGACUCUGUGAGGGGAUGCUCUUCCGCAAGAUCAGCAGCCGGAGACGCCAGGACAAGCUGUGGUUCUGCUGUUUAUCCCCCAACCACAAAGUGCUGCAGUAUGGGGAUGUGGAAGAGGGUGCCAACCCACCCACCCUAGAGAGUCUACCUGAGCAGCUCCCUGUGGCAGACAUCAGGGCACUCCUAAUGGGCAAGGACUGCCCCCAUGUCCGGGAGAAGGGUUCUGGGAAGCAGAACAAGGACCUCUAUGAGUUAGCUUUCUCCAUCAGCUAUGACCAUGGGGAGGAAGAAGCAUACCUCAACUUCAUUGCCCCUUCCAAACGGGAUUUCUACCUGUGGACAGAUGGGCUGAGUGCCCUGCUGGGCAGCACCAUGGGCAGUGAGCAGACUCGGCUAGACCUGGAACAGCUGCUUACUAUGGAGACCAAGUUGCGCUUGUUGGAACUGGAGAAUGUGCCCAUUCCCGAGCAGCCUCCCCCAGUACCCCCACCCCCUACCAACUUUAACUUCUGCUAUGACUUCAGCAUCACUGAGCCUUGACUGAAGUUGGCCAUGGGCCACAACUGGUGCUGCUGUAGCAGCCACAAAGAGGGAUGAAAAGCACAGACAACCUGACCAGCAGAGCCUCUAGCAGAAAUAAAGUUGGCUUGGCUCAUAGAUACGUGUCAAAUCAGCUCUGAACCUGUGGGCUAAGCCUGUUGAUAAACAUGGACAUGUCUUCAAACGUAGUAAAUGACGUAAGGGCACCAGGUAGGACCAUACACUUGGACAGCUUACUGCCUUUGGAAGGCUGGUGUUGGGUGGAGACAGGUAGGGACUAUUGCCCUUCUUGAAAUAAGUCCUUAGCGUUGUCAGUUCUGGACAUGAAGAGAGGGCUGACCUGUCAUUUGAAGUAGCAGCCAAAGAAGAGAUUGGCAUGUCAGCCAACUGCCAAGAGAAGCAGCAGGGCUGGACACAUUGCCCCAAAUGGACACGGUCCUGGGCCUCAGCAACAGGGGUCUGUCUGGAAGCCGCGCUUCCGAGGCUCCUGGUAGUCUGCCCUCAUUUCCCAACCUUGCUUGGCCCUGGCCCUUGUCCUCCAUGGGAUGCAGAGACCUUUGGUGAGAGAGAGGCAUGAGGGAGAGAUGCAAAGCUGCGGAGAAGGCUGUCAGCUCCAAAGGGGUAGAUCUGCACAAGAGAAUUACGAUCUAACUCACGAUCGUAUGUGAGGUGGUGAUCACAGACAAGCCAGAGUCUGUGGGGCAGAAGUGCUGAGACAAGGUGGGUCCAGUUGGAGGCAACAGUCACAAACUCCAGGCCCCUAAGACAAAUAAUUCAGCAAUCCAGGGGCCCCACAGGGUAGGCUGAAAGCUACCACUAUCCUGAGUAACUUCUAUAAACCAUUCAUUACUCCUCAAAUACUGUGUUUAACAUGCUAUUCAUCAAUGCUGUGCCUUAAAAUUGAUUAAAUGGCAUUUCCUUUGGAGAAAGUGCUAGCAAAACACUUGGCCCCUCAAAACAAAAACAAAAACAAAAAACCUGACUACACUUCCAAUCUUCAGAGUGUCCAUACUUGGACACAAAGCCUUGCUACUACACUUAGAACAGACUUUUGAGUUUAAGGUGGAAACGGAGGGUAGAGGUCCUAGUUGCAGUUAGUGUCCCAGUACAGUCAAUUCUCAGUAUCUUCAUUACUUGUCCAUGCUACCACCAUCCUGGCAAAGCCCCCUAACUUCUGGCUUCUAGUCUUGUUCCUCUGAUCAUUUCAGUAGCUGCCACUCCAACACUACAAAUUUAAUGUGAUUACAUACUCAUACAUAUACCCUAUGGUGGUUUGAAUGAGAAAUGACCCCCAUAGGCUCAUAUAUCAGAAUGCUUGGUCCCAGUUAGUGGAACUGAUUGGAAAGGAUUAGUAGGUGUACCCUUGGAGGAGGUAUGCACUGGGAAUGGGCUUUUGAGGCUUCAAAAGCCCACACCAGGUAGUCUAGUUCUCUCUUUGACUGCUGCCUAUGGAUCAGGAUGUAAGCUCUUAGCUACUGCUCCCCACCAUGAUGGUCAUGGACUAACCUUCUGCAACUAUAAGCAAGCCCCCAAUUAAAUUCCUCCCUUUAUAAGUGCCUUGGUCACAGUAUUUCACCACAGCAACAUAACAAUAACUAAGACACAUCCUAUAUUGUUCAGUAUCUCACUACUGUUCUAUUACUAUGGUUACCACGGUUGAAUACCGAGUUAAGCUGGUAAGUUGCACAGACAUGUUUUAGUCCUUCCAUUUGGUCUUCAAGGUUCCUGUUGUCAAGCCAGCAUCCUCCCUGUACCCUAUCAGGGCCUACACAUACCCCUCCAUACCAGAACCAGCUCCAGUCUGUCCAUCCGACCUCUAUGCCCUCUUCUGCCAUUUUCACUGCCUUGAUGCCUUCCUUGACCCUCUAAAUUCAUUGCUGCCCUAGGUUCCUUGCCCCGGGUGCUAAUUCUCUGUUCAUACAUCCCCUGCAUACCAGACUGUUCUGUCUACUGGCUUAUUUGCCUCCCUAUGGAGUUUGGUGAUUGGGAGAACAAUGGCAUUUCUGAAUUCCAACCUGAAGCACAGUGGCUGCAGGUACUCAGCACUGGCUAGCUGCUUCUAGAACUAAUAAACAGACAGACAAGGCAUGGGGACACACAAGAGGAUCACUGGAUAGACUACCUCAGAGCUGCUAUUGAGAAGGCACUGGCAUUGUUCAGAGGGUUUGGACUAUAUGACCACUUAGGACCCUCCUACUCAGAGAUGCUGUCUUAUUUCUUACCCUACCCCAAGACAGUACAUGAAUCUGCUAAACAGUUGUUCCCAAGUCUGGUUAGGACCAGUGCCUUUGCAGCAGGGCAUGUCCAGAAGGGUUGUGCUGGGAAAGGCCUCCAAAAUCUAUGUGGAGGA
Molecule: messenger RNA, 4513 nt
Organism: Peromyscus californicus insignis
Lineage: Eukaryota; Metazoa; Chordata; Mammalia; Rodentia; Cricetidae
Gene: Elmo3
Product: engulfment and cell motility 3
Exons: 20
Coding region: 1-2163 (720 amino acids)
Biological process (GO): cell motility; actin filament organization
Source: RefSeq, a predicted model, not a curated record